Molecule: messenger RNA, 1198 nt
Organism: Oncorhynchus nerka (sockeye salmon)
Lineage: Eukaryota; Metazoa; Chordata; Actinopteri; Salmoniformes; Salmonidae
Product: probable G-protein coupled receptor 148
Exons: 1
Coding region: 194-1198 (334 amino acids)
Biological process (GO): detection of chemical stimulus involved in sensory perception of smell; G protein-coupled receptor signaling pathway
Cellular component (GO): membrane
Molecular function (GO): odorant binding; olfactory receptor activity; G protein-coupled receptor activity
Source: RefSeq, a predicted model, not a curated record
AAUCCACAGGUAGGCACAAGAGGAAAAAACAGAAAGGACCACCUUCACUUCAGAUGCCCUGUCCAGGGCCGUAUUCACUUGGCACCAAAUGGAGGAGAACGAACUGAAACAGAGAGAGGGACGACCUGAUCUUGUCCAUUAAGUAACGCUUGUUUUCGUUCUCCAUUGCAAAACGUUUUGCUACACUGCAGUAAUGAAUACGACCCAGCAUCUAACCACACAGUUCCAGAUGGUUCUAUCAGAGAACAUGGCAGCCAUGGCCAACAGUUCACACCAGUGGUAUGACAGUCUGCAGCGCUGGCACCUGGAGCUCUUCCUGAUCCCCGCCUCCCUCCUCACCCUGGCCACCCUGCUGGCCAACCCCAUCCUCCUGGCCUGCAUCCUCUUCUCCCGUUCCCUGCGCCAGGAGACCCGCUACCUCCUCCUGGCCAACACCCUGGCCGCAGACAUGCUCUUCCUCUCCCUCAACCUUGUCACUGUAGUCUGUAAUACUUUGGGGGUAGCCAUGCUGAGGGUACUCUGUGAGCUGGUUUCGGCAGUGACCGCUGCGGCAUAUUGCUGCGCUGUGCUGACCGUCACACUAAAGGUGGUGGAUACAUACGUGGCGGUACGUUGGCCCCUCCACUACCACGACCUGCUCCCCCCGGCCCGUACACAAAAGAUCCUAGUCGGGGUCUGGCUGUUAGCCGCCAUGUACCCCCUCUCCCUGGUCAUCGUCAUGGAGGUGAUGGAGGACAACGCCCCACAGAGGUCAGAGGUGUGUCUCAUUCUCAUCUCCAUAGGCAAGAUGGACAGCGAGAUGAUGGAUGGCGUUCACAUCUACUUCACCAUGGGAGCCGUUGUCUGCACCCUGCUCAUCCUGUAUUGUUACGGUCGUCUCUACUGGGUCACCAAGACCCAGGGCAUCUGGCAGAGCCGCUACUCCCGAGCCCGGGUCACCCUCUUGGCCCACGGGGUUCUGCUCCUGCUCUACUUCAGCCCGGGCCUGGUCUUCACUGUGGAGCUGGUUCUGUACCAGCGCCAGGAGGUCAGCCAGGAUAUCCGCGUGUGGAUUAACACUGUCAAUAUGUGUAUACUGAUGCUACUGCCCAGGGCCUGUGCUCCCUACCUGUAUGGUCUGUGGUAUAGGGAUAUCUCUGAUACUCUGCUGGCGGUGCUGCACCGACGCAGGAGGCUUAGUCAGGUCACUGUGGCCUAG